Messenger RNA from Vigna radiata var. radiata (mung bean), 1089 nucleotides. RefSeq names its product transcription factor bHLH130-like. Gene Ontology annotation, cellular component: nucleus. Gene Ontology annotation, biological process: regulation of transcription by RNA polymerase II. Lineage: Eukaryota; Viridiplantae; Streptophyta; Magnoliopsida; Fabales; Fabaceae. The record is from RefSeq and is a predicted model, not a curated record. Gene Ontology annotation, molecular function: protein dimerization activity; RNA polymerase II cis-regulatory region sequence-specific DNA binding; DNA-binding transcription factor activity, RNA polymerase II-specific. The coding region runs from base 89 to 484 and encodes 131 amino acids. The transcript is spliced from 6 exons.
UUCUCACCUGUGAAAUUAUUCUACAAACAUAAAGAAAUAAUGACUUUGAACAAAUGAACCUCGCUUUUUUCUGGUUCUUAAUUCAAAUAUGUUCUCAUACACUCAGAAUGAAGAGCUGGGAAAUCAAGUUCAUUCUCUUUCGUAUCAUUUGAGUUUGCCAAGAACGUCCUCGGAGAUGUUUUCUAUGGACAACUUGCUUCAGUUUAAUGAUUCUGUUCCUUGUAAAAUCAGAGCAAAGAGCGGCUUUGCUACUCAUCCUCGAAGCAUUGCCGAAAGGGUGAGAAGAACUAGGAUCAGUGAACGAAUAAGAAAAUUGCAAGAGCUUGUUCCAAAUAUGGAGAAGCAAACCAGCACAACAGAGAUGUUGGAUUUGGCUGUAGACCACAUAAAAAAUCUUCAGAAUCAAUUCAAGAAUCUGAGCGAAAGACGAGCUAAAUGCAAAUGUAUAAACAUGCAGAAACCAGAAACAGAUAAAAUUGCUUGAGUUUCUUUUGUACAUGUGAUGCAAGGAGCUAUGCAAACAUGGAUGGUGGAUAGGACCCGGGCUCAGGAUUUCAGGCAGCAGGGAACCAAGAUUAGGAGAAAGAUGUGGUUCCAGAACAUGAAGAUAAAGCUAAUCGUUCUGGGUUGCAUCGCUCAAAGAUAAGAUUAACCGCAUGUACAGNGGGGAACAUGCGAGUCAUUUUCCUCAAAUUCAACAGUGUCGCAGUCCACAACCAUAAACACAGUCAUGCUCCUUUCAGCUUUUAUCUCCUCUCUUUUUUCCCUUUCUUUCUUUCACUAUUUGGAGCAUUACCAAUUCUACAUUUUUUUCUUUACCAGCCUAUUUAAAACAGUAGUUAUUUAGAUUUUAGCAGUUUAGAAUCUUAUGUUCUUCUUGUUUCCUCUAUUGCAAUUUUACUUUUCUUCUUUUUGUUUCAUACUCUGUUCUUCUAAAUUAUAUAUCAAAUAGAAAUAAAUAAGGAUAUAAGUAAAAAAAUAUGUGUCAAUGUUCUCAACUCGAAGGUAACUGAUAUGCAAAUUUCGACAGCACUGAACUUGUAGAAAUAGCUUCUUUUUUAUAAUUUUGUGGAUAUUGAUUUAACUGAU